Klebsormidium nitens is the source of this 1692-nucleotide messenger RNA. NCBI's taxonomy places the organism in Eukaryota, Viridiplantae, Streptophyta, Klebsormidiophyceae, Klebsormidiales, Klebsormidiaceae. The record is from the annotation of a GenBank genome assembly.
AUGGAUUCCUCUUUAGACCUGCAGCCUGAGGCGGACGAGAGCCAUGAAGCAGUUGUGUCCCCAUUCGCUCACAGUAAUCACCAGGAAACCCGGAACCCCACAGAGGAGGUGUUCAGGGAUGGACCAUCAAACUACCCCAUGCACACUGCCUUUACAAACGUUGAGUCUUCCCAGACCCAAAGCCAUCACUCCUUACAAGAAAGUACUAACGGAGAUGAGGAGGCUGGGAGUAGACCGACCGUCCACAGAGAGGGUUUAGAACUUGUCAGCCUGGCGGCGCCAAUCGUGGGGAUGAACCUGGUGCAAAUGCUCCUGGUGCUGUCGUCGGCGGCGUUUGUGGGUCACCUGGGAAGGGUGGAGCUGGCAAGCUGCCAGCUGGCAACGACGCUGGCAAACGCAACCGGACAUCUGCUGCUGAUUGGCCUCACUCUCGGAUUCGAAACCCUGGGCGGCCGUGCGGCGGGGGCAGGACAGCUGGCAGAGCUUGCGCACAUGACGCUCUGCUGCACGCUGCUCCUCACGGUUCUCGCCGGACUGAUCGCCGCCGUCUGGAGCCAGUUCGCGGGUAUUCUGUUACUACUCGGGCAGGACAGGGAGCUCUCGGUACGGACCGCCCGGUACAUGCUUCUCCUCAUCCCCAGCCUGUUUGCACACGCGUGGUACGCACCGCUCGUGACGUUCCUCCAGUCGCAGGGCGCCACGAGAGCGCUCGGGUGGGCCUCUGGGGCCACGCUCCUGGUGCACGUGCCCUGCACCUGGUUCUUCAUUUACUACCUGGGCUGGAAGUCGGACGGCGCCGCUCUCGCCACCAGUGUCUCCUACUUCGUGAUGCUCGUCCUGUUGGCGGGCCACGUGUACGGAUCCAAACAGUACAGGGCCUUCCGACCCACAUUUACCAUGAAAAAGACGUUCCGGCACCUGUGGCCCCUCGUCAAGCUGGGGCUGCCGUCCUCCAUCAUGCUCUGUUUUGAGUACUGGGCAUUCGACGUACUGUACAUUCUGUGCGGACUGCUGGACGAUCCGUACGUCCACGUGUCCGCCCUAGCCGUCGCCAUGAACACGUUGUGGCUCCCGUCGAUGACGUUCGUUGGUUUGGGUGCUGCUCUGUGCACACGUGUCGCAAGCGAGCUGGGCUCCGGAAACACUGCCCGCGCGCGCGGCGCCACGCGCGUCGGCCUCAAGAUUGGCGCUGCGCUCGGCGCGGUCACGUGCGCGCUGGUGAUGGCGACCCACCGCUGGGUGCCGCUUAUCUUCGUGGCCGCCGCCGACGGGCCCCUGCUGCGGCUGUCCUCGCGCCUCAUUCUGCUCGUCGCAGCAGUCGCGCUCGCGGACGCCAUCGCGCAGACUGCGGGAGGCGUUAUUCGCGGAUGCGGGAGGCAGUCAUUGGGUGCGGUCAGCACCUUCUGUAGCUACUACCUGAUCGGACUCCCUACGUCAGCAAUUCUGGCCUUCCCACUCAACCUCGGUGUCUGGGGCCUGGUUGGUGGCCAGCUCCUUGGCGUCUUGUGCCAGGCCGUAUUCUUGGGGACGACUGUGGCGGUCACAAAUUGGGAACGUCAGGCUAUCAAGGCGUUGGAUUCGGUAUCAGAGAUCGCCAACGGCGCCGUAGACGCCGUCCCGUGUUCAUCGAGUGUGAGGGUAUGUCGACGUGCCGCCGAUGAGAGCAACGCGCCGGCGUCUUCCAACUCCUGA